AAGUCAUUCGGCAUUGACGACCAUUGGCGACAACAAAAACGAAGUUUAACAAGCCUCAAAGCCUCAAAAAGCCAGAAAAACGAGUACAAUGGAGACUGUUCGGCUGUUUAACGCAGAGCUGCAAAGCUUGUACGAAAUCACACCCCCGAUAUCAAAACAAAAAAUGGGCUCCAUUACCCGGACAGCGAUGAAAUCUAUAAAAUUCUAUAAGCAUGUAGUGCAAAGUGUCGAAAAGUUCAUUCAAAAAUGUAAAACUGAAUACAAAAUACCCGGAUUGUAUGUGAUAGACUCGAUUGUCCGUCAAUCAAGACACCAGUUUGGGCCAGAGAAGGAUGUUUUUGCUCCCAGAUUUGCCCGAAACAUGGAGACUACUUUUGCCCACUUAUUCAAGUGUCCGCCAGAAGAUAAGAGUAAAAUCAUCAGAGUGCUAAAUUUGUGGCAGAAAAAUAGUGUUUUUCCACCCGAAACAGUCCAGCCGCUCUUUGAUUUGGCAAAUCCAGAUCAUCCGUUGCACCAAAGUCAAGCUUUGGAAGCUGCAAACAACUCCAUGGAUCAAAGUCUUCAGUUGGGUCCAGGAGACGAAUUGUUAGCUGGACAAGACAAGAGCAAGCCAUUGGAUCAAAAUACCAUUCGACAAUUGCAGCAAUUUCAACAAAUGCUAAUGCGUCAAACAUCGGGUGAGAACUCAUCGGUGAAAUUCAACAAGAAUCUUCUCGACUUUGAUUAUGGGGAGGAUGAAGAAGAUCAUGGUGCCCAUAGCUCGUCGCCUCACGCUUCAAACGCCAUACCAGAUCCUAAAAGCUUAACACAGAUUUUAUCAGAUCCCAAUAUUGUAAAGCACCUUCAAAAUAUUCAAAUCUUAAAACAGAACGAAAUGGAAAAUCAAAAAAAUACAAAGCUAACUGAAAUGAGGUUGCAAGAGGAAAAAUUUGAAAAACAUUUAGCCACUGUCUUAAAAAAACUUCCAUUUGCUAACGAAUGUGAUCUAAGCAAACAAUCGACAAAUGAUUAUUCUUUGCAGAGUCAGACUACUUACGGAAUGGGAUCGAGCGCCUAUAACACCUUACAAUACGUUCAAAUGCAAGCAGAGGCAGGGAAUAUGCCAGAUACCGAUCCAGAGGUCCAAUUUGUGUCAAGCAACGACAAGGAUGAAGUUAUAAACUUAGAUGCCAAUGAGUCUAGAUCUUCGUCUCCGAGGCAUGAUAGGUACCGUCGCCGAAGAUCACGUUCAAGGUCUAGAGAUCGCUCCAAACGCGAUCGAAGAAGACGCACUCUCAGUAGAAGUCGUAGUCGUUCACCAAGACGUAGCAGAAGAUCCAGAGAACGUGAACGAGAGCAUGAAAAAGAACGCAAACGAAAAGGUUUACCCGACAUAAAGAAAGAUCAUUUGAGCGUUUGCAGUACGACAUUAUGGGUUGGUCAUCUAAGCAAAUUAGUUCAACAGGAGGAACUAUCUGAUACUUUUGGAAAGUAUGGCGAUAUCGUCAGUAUUGAUAUGAUUCCACCGAGAGGUUGUGCUUUUAUUGUCAUGCAUCGUCGACAGGAUGCAUACAAAAGUAUGCAAGCUCUCAAGGGUUACAAAAUGCAUAAUCGUGUAAUUACAAUUUCCUGGGCUGCUGGCAAAGGCGUAAAAAGCAAAGAGUGGAAGGAUUACUGGGAUAUUGAUUUGGGAGUCAGUUACAUACCAUGGAAUAAAUUGACCAAAACCACUAAUUUUUCGGAACUCGAAGAAGGUGGUAUGUUUGAUGAGGAGACUAUGCCAUCAUGGCUUAAGGAUAAACUGAAAGAGCAACCUGCAAAAGAAGAGGGAGAAAUGGCGAUGCCUCCUAAUCCUUUAAUGUUUGGAGUUCCUCCAGCAAUAGACACUAGUCAACCGCCUCCAGCUCCAGCUUUGAUGAUACCGAAUUUCCCGAUGACUCCUGUUCCUAGACUUAUAACACCAAUGGGAAUUCCCGUACCCAUGUUGAAUAUCCCACCUCCUCACAUGAUGAUGUCCAAUCCAGCAUCCGCUUUAAUGCCAUUGAAUCCAUUUUCUGCGCCACCUCCUUCAUUCAACGCUCAACUGUUUGGUAACUCAGUUCCAGUUCCAAUAACCAAUGCCACAGAUGAUCAUAUGGAUAUUGAAGGUGAAGAAGAGAUGUCUAACAACAGCAAUAAACCUCCCGUGAAAUCGCACGAUGGUGGUUACAAUGCUGGUGCAAAUCAAAAAUCUUAUAAUCAAUUGCAAAUGGGAGGUGGUCAAAGAAAUGACGAUCGAACUCGAGACCAACAAGGUAGAAGAGACAACUCUGAUCGACAUGAUCAUCGGCAUGGCAACAGAUUCAACUCAGCAGAACGUGAGGACUCCUACGAAAGGGACAGCAGACGACCAAGAGGAUUGAGAAAUUCAGGAGGUCCUAUGCGGCAUGACCGGGAAAGACCGUUACAGGACCGUUUAAGAGACAUGGCUGGCAACAAUGGCACUCCAGGUGGUCGUUAUGGUCCACGUGGUGAUAAUCGUGGAAAUUAUCGCAAUGAAAAUUAUCAAGGGGCAAUGCAAAGAAAUGAUUUCAACCGUGGUGAUGAUGGCUAUGAUCGUCGAAAUUUCGGAGGUAAUAGAUUUAACAAUAAUAUGCCUCCUAUGCGUGGGGGACGGGGUGGAAAUCAAUUUGGAUCGAGAAUGCAGUCCAAUUAUGGCCCCAGACCAGGGUUUCAACGAUAUUCAAUGUACGACGAGGAACGUAAUAAUCGAGGUCCAGAUAGACGUAAACAGUGGAAUGACGAUAUGGAAGAAAGACCUGAUCGAAAUUCUCCAAAAUAUGAAAAGAAACAAGAUGAGGAAGAAACUUGGGACAAUGAAGCAGAGCCUCGAUGGAAUGAAAAUGAGUCUCAAACUAAUGAAGAUUGUUCAGCAUCCGCAAAUUCUUCAAAUAAAAAUGACACUAAUGCAAUGAACGAACCUCAAGAUGUACCUCAGUCAGAGGAGCUGCCUCAAGAUCAGCAAGAGUCAGUUGUGCAUUCAGAUAACAACGUGGCAAACCAGAUGCAAGAGGAAAAUGUCGUCAUGGAGGAAAAUGUACCACAAGACACAAAUGCCAGUGAAAAUAUGGACAACAAUCAAAAGGAAAACACAGAAACGCAAGAAGGUGGAACAACACCCUUGUUUGACGAGUGAACUUUAUUUUCUACAAGUCAAACAAUAUUUAUAACGUUAAAAUUUACAAAUCUGACAAACAAAAUGUCUAUAACACACAAUAUCAGAAAGUUAUUUUUUAAAAAGUAUGGCUGUGAUAAAACUAGAUAGGGUAGCUUAUGUCUGAUUUUUAAUGUAUGUCUUCAAACUUUUUUUUUUUUAGUUAAGUUUAGUGUUUGUGUGAAAAAAUAUUGGUUACGAAUUUUCCAAUUUGUAAAAUAAAGCUCUUAAAACAACUACAAAAAAGAGAAAAUAUGAACAUAGUAAUCACCAUACAUAAUUUUUGAUAUGAUUUUACUACCCUAUUUAAGAAAAGAACGUGGACAAGUUAAAAUAUCACAGCCAGGUUAUCAAUUUCCAAAUUUUAAAGAGGAUUCACACGGUGCUUUCUUUCGAAUUUGAAAGGAAGUGCAAGGUAUAGUGACUUUAUUAUAUUAUUAUUAUUAUUAUCGAUAUUUUGAUAUAUGAUUAUUACUCAUUCGAUUGAUUAUUGAAAAUAUAAAUUCUUACAAUAUAAAUAUUUUAAAAUUGAAAAACAUGCGUAUUUAUAAAAAAAAAUAUCAAAUUUAAUUUUUGAAAUUUUCGAAACUUUU
Molecule: messenger RNA, 3765 nt
Organism: Culicoides brevitarsis
Lineage: Eukaryota; Metazoa; Arthropoda; Insecta; Diptera; Ceratopogonidae
Gene: Isha
Product: SR-related and CTD-associated factor 4
Exons: 12
Coding region: 89-3154 (1021 amino acids)
Cellular component (GO): nucleus
Molecular function (GO): RNA binding
Source: RefSeq, a predicted model, not a curated record